Messenger RNA from Lindgomyces ingoldianus, 4854 nucleotides. RefSeq lists its product as uncharacterized. Bases 269 to 4576 code for a protein of 1435 amino acids. NCBI's taxonomy places the organism in Eukaryota, Fungi, Ascomycota, Dothideomycetes, Pleosporales, Lindgomycetaceae. The transcript has 5 exons. The record is from RefSeq and is a predicted model, not a curated record. Gene Ontology annotation, cellular component: cytoplasm; plasma membrane. Gene Ontology annotation, molecular function: protein binding; calcium ion binding. Gene Ontology annotation, biological process: endosomal transport; endocytosis.
CUCGCUGCUUCGAAAAGUAAACCUUCUCUGCCCAUUGCCAUCCCAUCUCGUCGUGCGGCCACGCCCUCUGCUUUUACUCGGGGACUGCAUGCACUCCGACCAUCAACCGUCGACCGUCGCCAGCCCCCCGACUUUCCGCCUCCGCCGCGCGCUGCCGCCUGCUUUGUCGACAGCUCCCCGCCCCCCAUCGCACAGCAGCGCGGAGCUUCAGCCUCAUUACAUGCGUCUCAAUCCAUCAACAAGACCCAUUUCCUAACUUUCCUAUAUCAUGGCCGACCUUUCUGCGGUCGCAGACCCCAACCACACCAUCAACCUCACACCCGAGGAGAAACGAGCAUUUAGCUACCUGUUCCAGCAGGCUGAUACCGAGAAGCUUGGUGUCAUUACGGGCGAGGUUGCGGUCAAGUUCUUUGAGCGAACCAAGUUGGCACCGGCUGUUUUGGGUGAGAUAUGGCAGAUUGCUGAUACGGAGAACCGCGGCCUCUUGACCUCGUCCGGCUUCUGUCAGGUCCUGCGUCUGAUCGGACACUACCAGGCUGGAAGAGACCCAUCGCCAGAGCUUGCCUCCAGACCUGGCCCACUGCCCAAGUUUGAAGGACUCACUAUACCAUCCGCUCCCCCUUCAACAUUCUCCCCUCCCCCGGCGGCUGGCAUCAAACCCCAGAUGAGCGGUGGCCCCGUCCGGGUGCCGCAGCUGACGCCCGCGAAAGCCGCCGAGUAUGCGUCACUUUUCGAGAAGUCAGGGGCUCAGAAUGGGAUACUUUCGGGGGAGAACGCUAAACAGAUCUUUGAGAAAGCUAGAUUGCCCAACGAAACUCUGGGACGUAUCUGGAACUUGGCCGACAUCGAACAACGCGGAGCGCUCGGUGUGGCCGAGUUCAUAAUUGCUAUGCAUCUCUUAGCAUCCGUCAAGACAGGCGCUAUGUCGCAACUCCCCAAUGCCCUGCCCGCAGGGCUCUAUGAGGCGGCAUCUCGCAGGGUUCCACUUCCUCCGCCAGGAGGACGACCGAGACCGGAUGAGCCCAUAGCAUCGAUUCCUCGGCAAUUCAGCGGUGCCGGCCCCCAAAGGAAUCAAAGUCCUAUGGGGAGGCCCUAUGGCACUCCGCCUCAAUCCGCUCAACCCACCGGAAACGAUUGGGCCAUCAAUGCUCAGGAGAAGGCUUCAUACGAUAGUCUCUUUCACAAGGUGGAUACAAUAGGCCGCGGGUUCAUAACUGGAGAUCAAGCCGUGCAGUUCUUCAGUGACUCGGGUUUGCCAGAGGACAUCCUCGCGGCUAUCUGGGACUUGGCCGAUAUCAAUUCUGAGGGACAACUAAGCCGGGAUGAGUUCGCAGUUGCCAUGUACCUAAUAAGACAACAACGCAAACCUGGAGUAACGCUUCCGGCAACCCUACCCCUCAAUUUGGUCCCUCCUAGCAUGCGGAACCAAGUAAGGCCUUCCCUACCCAUUGCGGCACCAACGCAAGAGGCCCCGCCGUUUGUGGCUCCCCAACCGAAAUCUGCGGCAGAGGAUCUCUUUGGGCUCGACGCAUUUUCCGCCCCCGCUCCCCCACAAGUACAGCAAUCCACUGGUGGGUCGGGCUCCUUCGGCAAGCCCUUUGAUAAUGACCCCUUCUCGAGCAAAACUGCCUCCCCAACCUCGCCACACCCAUUCCAGCCUUCUCCGCGCAAUCCGACAUCUACAUUCAAACCUUUCAUGCCAACCUCUUCGUUUGGACAAACUCUUACUUCACACUCUACAGGAGCGUCUGGGUCUUCAGCUACACCUUCUCGCGCAAACCCACCUUCCGCUAUGGAAGAUUUGUUAGGUGAGAGUGACCCAGAAGUCAACAAGAAGCUUACCCAGGAGACGACGGAAUUAGCGAACAUGUCAAACCAGAUCGGCACGUUGCGGACUCAGAUGCAAGAGGUUCAGAAUAAAAAGAUUACCACCGAGAAUGAUCUGAACGGCGCUAGCACUCAGAAGCGUGAUCUUGAACUUCGUCUCUCUCAAUUCAAGUCACAAUAUGAACAAGAAGUCAAGGCAGUGAAAGCUCUUGAAGAUCGACUUGCUACGUCUAGAAACGAAACUCGAAAGUUGCAGCAAGAGCUUGCUAUGAUUGAAGGAACACACCAAGACCUCCAAAGCCAACAUCGGCAAGUGGGGACAGCCCUAGAAGUGGACCAACGUGAAAAUGCAAAUUUAAAGGAGCGCAUUCGUCAAGUAAACAUGGAAAUUGGUCAAUUGAGACCCCAGCUUGACAAGUUGAGGUCCGAUGCUCGACAACAGAAAGGCAUGGUAGCCAUCAACAAGAAGCAGCUAGCGACGAAUGAAGGCGAGCGGGACAAGAUGAAAUCUGAGAUCAAUGAUCUGUCCAAAACAACUGAGGAAAGCUUCCGCAUCUCUCAAGGGCAGGCUCCUGCCGUGGCUAGUCCCGCCACCUCUACUGCAAGCCAUAGCACUAACCCAUUCUUCCGUAAGUCUCCUCAGCCGUCAACCGACAACACAAUGUCGCCUUCAGGAUUCUCUAGAGAAGGACCGCACAAGGAUUUCGACAACGUUUUUGGUACAGCUUUUAGCUCGCACCAGGCUCCUGCUCCUCCCACUUCUUUUAGAUCGGAGAGUCAGUCUCAGGUUCCGACGUUUUCCGCACCGUCCGGACAUUCCGUCCGUUCUUCAGAAGGCCCGGACGUACCAACACCGUCAACAUCUCCGCCACUCUCUUCAUACCAGGAAUCUCCCCGAGCAGGAGAACCACCAGCCCCUCCGGAGUCACGACAAUUUGCGUCAAGUUUUUUGCCGCUUAGGGAUGCCGUUCCACGGUCUGAUUCCUUCAGCUCCUCGGUCAAAGUCUCCGCUCCGGCAAGCAGAUAUGGUGCACCAGGAAAUGAAACACCCACGAUCUCUAAGGCCUCUCCUUCUGGAACUCCUGUGCCGGAGAAGCCUAGCGUGGAGCGUUCUGACACCUCGAGAACGGACACUGACGCUUACAACACUUCUGUUUUUGAUCGCAACCUCUCUACAUCUCCCGUGGCUAGUACAAGUAGCGACGCUCAGAGGUCUGGUUCAAAGGCAGAAGAACGGAGAGAUACCUUCCCAAGCUUUAGUUCGGCGUCAGCAAACCACGAUAUCCCUGGUGCAUUUCCCAGGGAAACAAGCUCACCUCUUCAGCAAAUUCCAACAGGGGAAAGUAGCCUCAGCAAUCAGAGCAAGAGCAACAACCCCAGCAAUCGCACAGAUCCGUUCGCUUCUGCCGCCAAAGAGCAACCGCGUGGGGGAGCCUCUGCGAAGGUUGACUUCGAUGCGGCCUUUGCUGGGUUUGGCACAGGUCACCAGUUCCAAGACUCGAGCUCCGGUGUAAAUGGUUCGAAGGAUUCGGCAAGCAAGUUCAACAAGGAAUUCCCUCCAAUUGAAGAUCUUGCUCAUGACGAAGAUAGCGACAGCACAAGCGAGCAGGGAUUUGCGGAUAAUUUUACUUCUGCAUCACCACAACAGCAUCGCCCGAGCGUUGGGCAAAAUCAGCAGCCGCAACCGCAACCGCGACCAAGCACAGGCACAACAGGCGGGGAUUCCUCUAAGGAUGAAUAUUUCAAAGCACCGCCUCCAACAAGUCGCCUCGAUUCAAGCACGAGUGGGUUACCUUCGCCCGGAGCACAAAAGUCCCCCCCUACUUAUGACCAGACUGUGAGUUCGAAUAGCAGAAGUGGCACUAACCAAUUCCCGCCGGAAUUUGGGGGACUUCUACCCUCUCGUACGGAUCCUACUUCCCCCCCCUCCGCGCCCCAAUCCCCCGAAAAGUCUUUCAGUACACCAGCAGGCGGCCAAGGAGGAGCAUUAUUCGGUGGAUCAACGUUCCCUAAGCCAUCCACUACAUCACCACCCCCCACGGAUACACCAUCAUCAACUGUUCCAUCCGAUGCCUACCAUUCGGCAGUAUCGUUUGGCACCGUCGACACCAACAAAGGCCCAUCCCCUUCGACCAAUGCCCCCCAAGGGGGCAAGCCAUCCUUCAAAGAUGAUUUUGAUGCUGGCUUCGAUGAUCUGACGGAGGCUAAGGAGGCUGAUGACAAGGCUGAUGACGACUUUAUGCUUUCCUCACAACAUCGCGAAGGUUUUGAUGAAUUCAAUCCCGUGUUUGACUCCCCAGCUGCGUCCAAGUCAAAUACAAUGGCUUCUCAGCAGACUCCUACUGGUAAACCGCAUGGUGAAGACAGCUUUAGCGACUUCGAGCACCUCUCACAAAGCUUUAGCCAACCUAAAACACAGCAACCCGCUGCAUCCUCUUCCCAGGAUUGGGAUGCUAUUUUCUCAAGCCUCGAAUCUCCUCAGACCGAGAAGGGUGCUCAGCAGACUCCAGGCGAGCUUGGCAAAUCCGUUUUCGAUACUCUGGAUAAAGAAGACGCGGCGGGUUCCUCCUCAAAACAACCGCAAAUUCCUCAGCUUAGCCGCGCCCUCAGCUCAGGCACAGAGCACGAUGACCCCAUUUUGAAGAAGCUGACGGGCAUGGGCUAUCCACGAACAGACGCCCUCGCUGCCCUCGAAAAGUUUGACUAUGACAUCAACAAGGCUGCAGACUACCUAACCUCAGGUCACUAAAUUGAAAAAGGGCGGACUUGAUGUUCUUUCAUUGUACGAAUAUUACCUUGACCCACAGCUUGUCUUCUAUACAGUUGGCAUAGUCCCCCAUACCCUUACCAUGUUUGUUUUACCUUACGGUCGGAACCAGAGUGCAUGCAACGGGAUUGGAUUGGUUGCCUUCUCCUUGUUUACCCUCCCUAAUUAUUCGUCAUUUUGCGGCAUUCGUUUACCACAGCUGGCGGGUUUGGCUUUAAUUCUGCACAUACUUGGUAGUUAAUUUUACAGCAUUUCUUGCA